Ornithorhynchus anatinus (platypus) is the source of this 2656-nucleotide messenger RNA. It is a transcript of the gene RNF114, whose product is annotated as ring finger protein 114. The coding region runs from base 50 to 730 and encodes 226 amino acids. The record is from RefSeq and is a predicted model, not a curated record. Gene Ontology annotation, biological process: protein polyubiquitination; ubiquitin-dependent protein catabolic process. NCBI's taxonomy places the organism in Eukaryota, Metazoa, Chordata, Mammalia, Monotremata, Ornithorhynchidae. Gene Ontology annotation, molecular function: ubiquitin protein ligase activity. The transcript has 6 exons.
CGGUUUCGGGUACUUCUCGGCCCCCCGUCGUCGGGCUCGCGAGAGCAAGAUGGCGGCCGAGCCGCGACGCCUGGACGGCGGGGCCGAGGCGGCCGGAGCCGCCGCCAUGGACUCGUCGCGCUUCACGUGCCCCGUAUGCCUGGAGGUGUAUGACAAGCCGGUGAAGGCGCAGUGCGGGCACAUUUUUUGUUCGGCGUGCCUGAAGGAAUGUCUGAAGCCGAAGAAACCUGUCUGCGGGGUAUGCCGCAGUCCUCUGUUGAUUAAAGAACGGGCCAGGGAGCUUGAAAGUCAAAUUGAAAGGACAGAGACAACUUGUAAUGGCUGCCAUAAAAAUCUGUCCCUUUCCAAGAUGCGAGAGCAUGCAGCAUCCUGCUCCAAAUACCAGAGCCUCCUGAUGGAAGAUGUGAAGGCGGCCUCUAAAGAUGUGUCUCUUCAGCUGAGGGACGUCCCAAACCGCUUCACUUUUCCUUGCCCUUACUGCUCUGAGAAGAACCUGGAUCAGGAAGGACUAGUGGAACACUGCAAAAGGGACCACAGCCUGGAUGCUAAAUCAGUGGUUUGUCCAAUUUGUGCCUCGAUGCCCUGGGGAGACCCUAACUACAGGAGCGCUAACUUUAUAGAACAUAUCGAAAGGCGGCAUCGGUUUUCCUACGAUACCUUUGUGGAUUAUGAUGCCGACGAAGAUGACAUGAUGAACCAGGUUCUACUCCGUUCCUUGAUGGAUAAAUGAACCGAGGUGCGGCUAGACGCUCGAAAUCCGGAGCUUCCAUCGCCUGAAUGAAAACAGAUGCAAUCUUGACUUCUCUUCACCAUCUUCACGUUAAAAAUGGUGUAGACUGUAAAAGCGACUGAAUUUGUUUAUUUGUGUGUUUGUUUUGGGGGGGCCAGGAGAGUUGACGUUUAAACCCCACUUCAUCCUUGGGUUUCCCACCACGUCCUCUGGCUACACUGUCGACCUCCUCUCCCGGAGAGGUAACUUUCAUUGCUGCUCAUCUGCUUCUCUGGUUUUCUGGUUCCUUUUCCGGAGAACAGAACUAGUUUUUUCCUCCUUUGCCCCUCUGCUGUCAUCCCUCCCCCUCUCCACCUUAGUUCUUUGCUCUUUGUUUCAGCCGUUAUUUCCUCUGAGCCAGCAGUAAUUUCCCAGGGCCAGUGGCCCAGCUGAGACCAUGAAAUCUCAUUUUCUUAUCCUCAGGAAUGUGGGCUUUGGACACAGGUGUGUCCCGAGCCACCAUCAGGCUUGGGGAGUAUCAUGGGACCAGCAGUUGUGGGGGGUGGCGCUAGUUACUCGCUUCAUCUGCCGACGCCUGGGUUUUUCUUCCAGGAAAUCCUUUUAACUGAGCAGAUUUAAUUUAGCAGGGUUUACAGUUCCUAUUAGCUCUCAAUAACACUUUUCUAGCACUCUGACUCUUCCAGAAGCUUUCUGGUGCAGUCUUGAGUUGAACACCUACACGGUGCCUUGUGGGAGAAGGUUUGACCCUCCAUUUAUCAGUUGGUUCUAGGUUAGAAGCUUAAAUAAUCUUUAUUUGUAAUGGAGUUGGGGCAGAGGGAGGGAAAUCAGUAUGUAUUUUUUUCACUAAAGUGUUUUCAAGGGCCUCUUCUGAUAUUUACUUUCUUUAUGCAAACUGUAGUAGGUCGUCUCCUGCAUUUUGGCUCUGGGCUUGUGUAAUAAAGUAUUAAAAUCCAACUUUGAGGAUCCAAAAGCACUCAGAAAAACCGUGGUGAAGCGUGGCUUUUUAAUGCUUCAAUUUUCAGGAUUUUUUUUUUUACACUCUUUAAAAAUUAUAUUACAUAAACUUUUGGCUAGCAUAUGUAAAUUUUGAUAUUUUGAAUGGUUCCUUGGUGAAAGUGGUUUAAGUGUUUUUAAGACAAGAGCCUCAUUUUGUACAUUCCUCGUGUUAAAGGAAAUCAGAAUGGUCACAGACCUGUACGCACAAAUAUUUGAAUGUAAUAAACAGGCAAAAAGCACUGUUCAGAAUGAAAAAAAAAACAACCACAUGGAUGUAAAUAAAUGUUCUUUGCACAAAGUUUAAAAAUAUCUCUAACCCCCUUUCAGUUCUAUAAUCCCUCUUAGUGCUUUAAGAAUUAUUCAGGGGAUUAAGAGAGACACUGCGUAGCUAAUAGGAAGCAGAAGGAUGAUAUUCUGAAUAGCUUCUGAGGGGAAAGUUGAGUUCCCAGGGCAGAGGCUGGUCUCUGUUGCCACCAUGGCCGAAAGGUUUGAAACUGGGUCUUGCCGCUGUUCCGAGCCUACCCCGUGAGCGGCUAGUAGUUGAAGUGCGAUGUGUCUUUUUUGGGCCCGUGACCCGUCUUCCCACUGUACCGGUGGCCAAAGCGCCGGCCGCUGCCUGAGGGCGAGAAACUGUUUUGCCCUUCUGUGCUGCUGGACGGGAGGCCCCCAAAGGUUAAAGGUGAGCUGACCGCUUUAGUAGAAAACCUGAAUUAACAUCAUCUUCACAGGUGAUCAUAUCCUCAGUCGGAAGGUCCGCGCCUCGAAUUUGAAAGUUGGUCAGCGGUUUCGCCGGUGCUGUGAAUUCCAACGAUAUCUUGUACUAAGUGCACUUCUUGUAUUUCUUAUGAAAAUGACUUUUCUGAAAGUGAGAGCUCAUUUUGUUCUGGCUUUUAUAAGGCAAUGUAAUUAUAAAUAAAUUCAGCGACAUAA